CGAGCAACAAUGGUGUGCUCGCUCGAAUGUCAGCUCUCGUUGGCACGGUUAGGCUCAGCGCGAUUUUAACGGCUCUAAAGUUGCAGACGGCGAGCGAGCCUCUGCCUCGAGAGUUGCAAAUCAAUUCUCAUGGAACACGAUCUUCUACCACGUUGGCCGAUUCUCCAACUAAGACCUUCUCAAACUCGAACAUAAACCGCGGCAACCACCAGAGCUGGUCGGAAACCAACAUCCUCUCUUCUCACCAUCAAUCAAACAGCGACUUACUCUGUCUUGCCAGACCUUGGAAGUUCACUUGUCCGGUAUUUGGAUAGACAAUAUAGUCAAACUCUAUGACCUGCCUAACCUCACAUUCUUGCGUGUCAUAGGUGUUUCUUUCCCAGAGAGAGUUGGACGAACACGCCCCCACCAUCCACCGUCUAUACUCUCGACCACUGAGUUCUGGAAUGCCCCUUUGCCUAUCAAGCCCUUCGCAUUCAACCUCCUAGAAUCGCACCUCAACUUGCGGUCACUGACUUGGGAGAUUUGAC
Messenger RNA from Hyaloscypha bicolor E, 530 nucleotides. RefSeq lists its product as uncharacterized. The record is from RefSeq and is a predicted model, not a curated record. Lineage: Eukaryota; Fungi; Ascomycota; Leotiomycetes; Helotiales; Hyaloscyphaceae. The transcript has a single exon. Bases 27 to 314 code for a protein of 95 amino acids.